Messenger RNA from Aspergillus bombycis, 1674 nucleotides. RefSeq names its product Ytp1 family protein. Bases 1 to 1674 code for a protein of 557 amino acids. The transcript is spliced from 6 exons. The record is from RefSeq and is a predicted model, not a curated record. NCBI's taxonomy places the organism in Eukaryota, Fungi, Ascomycota, Eurotiomycetes, Eurotiales, Aspergillaceae.
AUGGUUGUAGUAUUGCGGGAACUAAGAAGUGGAGCCUGGCCCCGCCAAUCCGGGACGGCCGAUUUGCGUCUUUCCCCGACUAUCCGCCUCUUAUCCUUUGCCCAAAUCGACCUCCAUCUAAAGUUCCUUCCCUCCCCUACCUUCUCCCUCUCAUUUCAGUUACUUCGCAGCAUCGUGAAGAUGAUGCUGAGUAAACUAGACCCGCGGGGGUUACUCGCUGUGCUACUUCUGGUCUCACCCGCACUGGCCCAUGGUGGCCAUGAAAAUGUUCCCGAGGAGCCGUUAACUCGGGGGACCCCAUUGUACGACUCAACUUUAUGGGUGCACAUGAUUCUGAUGGGAUUUGCCUUUGGCAUCAUAUUUCCACUGGGAAUGGUUCUAGGGAUUGUACGUUCACGAUGGCAUGUUCCUCUCCAAAUAGUUGGCACGAUAAUCGCAAUCGUAGCCUAUUUCCUGGGGCAUGCCCAUAAAGGCCGCCAAUUCUCAAAGAACAUUCACGCAUCUUUCGCAAACAUCUUGAUGCUUAUGAUGGUAGUACAAGUUGUAAUUGGUUUUUACCUUAAGCUACACCUUUCCAAAGGUAUCCAUGGACGCAUUCGCCGGGUUAUGGUUGUUAUACACGGCAUCAUUGGCAAGGCGAUGCCAGUUGUUAGUUGGGUUCAGAUGUUGUUUGGCGGCAUAACUGCAAUGGGCUUUUGCCACGAUGAUCAUCUGGGACAAUGUUUAGCCCACUUUAUCAUGGGCAGCGCCUUCAUUGCCUACGGAAUCAUGCUCACCAUCCUUCUUCUUGUCGGCCAGUUUUGGCUACGUCGCUCUGGCCGAAGCCAGGAAUUCUUCGACUCGUUGAUUAUUGCCGCCUGGGGAUGUGUCAAUACUUUCACAGAGCAUCGAUGGGGAAGUGACUGGAGCCAUAACGAUCUGCAACACACUACUAUGGGAAUUGUCUGGUGGUGUGCUGGCCUUUUGGGCAUGUGGCUGAGUCGUAAACGCAACGGUCGACCAAAGCGGAAUUUGAUCCCAGCUAUUGUCAUUCUUCUAACUGGCUAUGCCAUGUCUGCCCAUCCGCAGUUCUUGGAAAUUAGCACAAUGAUUCACACUAUCUUUGGCUAUACACUGAUGGCGGCCGGUCUAACAAGAAUCAUUGAGAUUUCCUUUGUCUUGAAGGAUCGGGGCACUUUGAGUUUGGAUGGCUCGGAACCCAACAGCUUCCAGUACCUGCCCCCAUUCCUCUUGUAUGCUUCGGGCUUUCUCUUCAUGGGCGCCACAGAGGAGCAGAUGCAGCUCUUGCAUGACGCAGGAAUCACGCAUGUAUCAUACGUUUUGAUCUUGUACAGCAUCGCCUUCAUUCUCUUCCUAUUUGUCAACAUUCUCCUCCACAUAUAUGCCGUACAUGCAUGGCCCGACUCUGCGAAGACCUCGCCUGCUCGCUCCUCUAGCGAGGAAGAGAUCACUCCAGACGCGACUCAAGUAAACGGCGGCUUUCUCAACGGCCAUGUUCGCUCAAAUUCCGAAGUACAGCACAUUCAUGAUGCAGAGGCCUACGAGCUAGAAGGCCUGAUAUCUGAUGAGGAAGAUGACAGUAAAGCAGCUGGCGACAGCCAUACCAUGGGUUCCAAAAGGGUCACUGAUGAGGAGAGUUCUCCUUUAGUCGGAAAAGAGACCACGAGAGGUUGA